GAUGGGGUGGAGUUUUGCUGGGUGAAGGCUGGUGGCUGCAUGUUACCCCCUAAAUCCAGCAGGACGUCCCCUCUGUGACGUGACGUGGGAGGGGUGUCCCGCACAAGCACCACUUUAAAAACCAUCAGCAAAGAUGCACCAUAACAACAGAGAGAACUUUUCCAAAAUAAGACUUGAGAAGAGAGGAAAAGUUUCAGUAGAAAAAAAAGCAGGAGUCUGUGAAUUCUGACAUUUCUUCUGGACUUGAAGCGACCAAUGUGGCUGCUCGGAUCUACAUCCCAAAUGAUGAUGAUGAUGGAUGAGCGCGUCUCUCCCUCCGCACGUUCCGUGCAGAGCCCGGGAACCAACCCGUCCACCGUCCACAGCAUCGAGGCCAUCCUGGGCUUCAAAGAGGACACCAUCUUCCACCAGUCAGCCUCUUACACCGGGACACAGAAAGACCCGGACCGCAGCGGGAAUGUUACUGUGACCCAGAGGAAGAAAAGUCAUUACACUGACAGUUGUGACACAGGUGUGUGCACCGGCGAAGCUUCCGCAGGUCCGGACUCACCGGACAGAGACGGCAAGCUGUCCGACGACGAGAACCAGAAAAAGAAACACCGCCGGAACCGAACCACCUUCACCACCUUCCAGCUCCACGAACUGGAGCGGGCCUUCGAGAAGUCCCAUUACCCGGACGUGUACAGCAGAGAGGAGCUGGCCCUAAAGGUCAACCUACCGGAGGUCCGAGUGCAGGUGUGGUUUCAAAACCGACGAGCCAAGUGGCGUCGUCAGGAGAAGCUGGAGGUGAGCGCCACCAAGCUGCAGGACACCCCUUCCCCCUCUCUUCUUUCUUUUGGCCGAUCCACCACCAGCUCCCUGGGCUCCGGGCUGCCGCUGGAGCCCUGGCUCUCCACCCCUAUCACAUCUUCGGCCCCUCUGCAGUCGCUGCCGGGCUUCAUCAGCGGCUCACAGACCCUACCAGGGGCCUACGCUCCCUCUCCUCCCCCAUCCAUGCCUCCUUCCUUGCCAGCGUCAAUAUUCAACUCCCCAGCCCUGGGACACAGUCCUCACCUUUCCCACAUCAGUUCUAUGUGCUCCCUGCCACCCACAUACCAGUGCUCAGCCAACCCAAGGAACUCCAGUAUAGCCUCGCUGAGGAUGAAAGCCAAGGAGCACAUUCAGUCUAUUGGGAAGACGUGGUGAUGCCAAACGAAGGGUUAAGAUGGACAUGCACAUCCAGAAGACGGUGAUUUGAAAAGAUUUUAUCUUUCUGCAGAUCGGAUUGUAAAAUUCUGGACACCCGGACAUCCCAAUGCCAAGGAAAAAAAACGGUCAAAAUCCUGAUAAUCGAUACAUAAGUUCCUGAAACAAUGUAAAAAAAAAAAAAGUUCAGUGACUUUAAAUCAUAAAUACAGUUAUUUGGAUGUACUCUCCAUAUAAUUUUUUUUAUGUUAGAAAAUUGAUUCAACUGUGAUGUUCUGUUUUAUUUUAAUCUUUUCUCAUUAUGGCAAAGAGUUUUGUUAUCAGUAAAACAAACGUGUAAC
Molecule: messenger RNA, 1526 nt
Organism: Xiphophorus hellerii (green swordtail)
Lineage: Eukaryota; Metazoa; Chordata; Actinopteri; Cyprinodontiformes; Poeciliidae
Gene: rax
Product: retinal homeobox gene 3
Exons: 3
Coding region: 256-1185 (309 amino acids)
Biological process (GO): positive regulation of transcription by RNA polymerase II
Molecular function (GO): RNA polymerase II cis-regulatory region sequence-specific DNA binding; DNA-binding transcription factor activity, RNA polymerase II-specific
Source: RefSeq, a predicted model, not a curated record